Messenger RNA from Mercenaria mercenaria, 1393 nucleotides. RefSeq lists its product as uncharacterized. The coding region runs from base 258 to 1010 and encodes 250 amino acids. The record is from RefSeq and is a predicted model, not a curated record. Lineage: Eukaryota; Metazoa; Mollusca; Bivalvia; Venerida; Veneridae. The transcript has 2 exons.
UUUUAUUCACUUUUUAAAGAGUGUAUAAUUAUUUUUAAUUCUCAUUCAGCGACUUGCAGAUAUAGAGGGAAACAUUGACAAACUGAAUGAUGUAUGCAACUCCUAUCAGACCCAGUUACAGUAUGUAGAAGGAAAACAAGUGCUUCGGAGAAAACUUGUGGAGCUUUACAGUAAAACAUUACGUGAAGUCUUGGAUAUCACCACUCAAUGUUCAAAACAACGAUAUUAAUAUAAAUGAGGUUUAUGUCACACCAAAUAUGGUAGUUGAAGAAAAGGCAGACCCAAAGUCAGAAGAAGAGACAAACGCCUUUAUCACCUCGUACACUAGACAUGAAAAGCAAGCAUCAGAUAACAGAAUGGCUGAAUCAGCUAGUUUAAGAAUUAUAAGUCGCUAUCGAGACAUAUUUCAAACGGAUAAUAUGUGGCAUAAGAAGAUCUAUAUUGUUGGUGACGUUGGAACAGGUAAAAGCUCGUUAUGCAAAAUGAUGAUUUACAACUGGUGCAGAUGUUUCACAGAUUGCGAGAAUGAUCCUUCACAUGAUGAAAAUAUCAAUGAAAUAAAAAGUUUUGAUUUUCUUUUCUUCAUACCUCUAGAGAGAAUGUCAGGAUUAUGUAAUGAUAUUACUGAAAUGAUAACAGCAUUUAAUAAACAUCUCACGUCAACUGAACUGAUUAUGAGAAUUUUUGAAGAAGAAUCAGAAAGUUGUCUGAUUAUAGCAGAUGGGCUAGAUGAAUGGAUUCCGUCAAAGGAAGCACCCGUUCCUCAGCAUGUUAGUUAUGGCAUACCAGUUAGUGAUGGAAUAAAACAUGCAACUCUGAUAAAUCUUUGCCGGCCUUCUGCUAAAGGACUACUGAACAUGACAUCGUCAGAGAGUGAUCAGAAGAUAAAUUUACUCGGAAUAAAUGCGACGUCAACAGAAGAAUUUACCAGAAAAUAUAUGUCCAGGCUGAAACAAAAUGAAGACUGUGUUAACGGUUUCAUGGAGAAAAUCAAAUUGGCAAGACUUUAACAUCUCGAAAAAACGCCUAUGCUUCUUCAACAACUCGUAUGGGUUUACUGCACUAGAAAGUACAUUGGAAGGUCAAUUAGCGAUAUCUAUAGUUAUAUUCUUAACAUUAUGUUUGGCUGGUAUGAAAUCAAGCAACGAAAUGACACAACAGAUAUCCACAAUAUUCCAAAAGAAUUUGAAGAAAUGCAGCUACCCAAUCUGUUAGCGAGGUUCCCCAGAUGUGAAGAAAAUAAAAGAUUUAUUUUACUUUUGAGCAAAUUUUCGUAUGAAAUUGUCACUGAAAAUGUGACCUCUUGUAUAUUUGGUCGAAUACGACUCCAGAAAUGCGGGCUAACAAGAGAAGAUACAGACAUGUUAAUCAAAUUUGGGAUUCUAGUUGAAUA